Molecule: messenger RNA, 560 nt
Organism: Vespa mandarinia (Asian giant hornet)
Lineage: Eukaryota; Metazoa; Arthropoda; Insecta; Hymenoptera; Vespidae
Product: PCNA-associated factor
Biological process (GO): regulation of cell cycle; translesion synthesis
Cellular component (GO): nucleus
Molecular function (GO): chromatin binding
Source: RefSeq, a predicted model, not a curated record
CAUUAUAUUUGUACAUUUUCAAACAUUGUACUGUGUGAUUUUACAGCAUACGCAAAGCCUCUUUCAAUUUAAACAAAGACCUUUCAAAACAAGGAUUUAUCAAAUUUAAAUAUAUUAUUUUAAGUAUGGUCCGAACCAAAGCAGAUCGAGUACCUACAAAAGCUGUUGGUGCUAAAGCACCACACAAAGUUGCAAGUACAACAGGCGCAAAAAAAACAUCAGGAAAUGGCAAAGGAAAAAGUUAUUCUGGUGGAAAUCCUUAUCAUCCAAGAGAAACUCCAGAGUGGCAAAAACCAAUCACAAAUUUUAUGAAUCAAAAUGUUACUAAGGAACGUGAUGUCUCAUCAAAAAGUAAUGAAAAUGAGGAAAAUAAUACAAAUGAUACCUCCAUUGAGAUUGAUACUGAUCAAAAUUAAAGAAUUCAUUAUUGUUAUUAAAUAAUAUAGAAAAAAUUUUAUUACAUUUAAUUCAAAGAUAUUUCAGAUUUAAUUAAAACUUACAAUAUUUUUAGUCUUAGACAAAAAAUUGAUAAGGAUUUAAGUGAUCAAAAAACAAAAGAA